This is a messenger RNA of Necator americanus (New World hookworm), 1224 nucleotides long. RefSeq lists its product as uncharacterized. Gene Ontology annotation, molecular function: chloride channel activity. The coding region runs from base 1 to 1224 and encodes 407 amino acids. NCBI's taxonomy places the organism in Eukaryota, Metazoa, Nematoda, Chromadorea, Rhabditida, Ancylostomatidae. The record is from RefSeq and is a predicted model, not a curated record. The transcript has 11 exons.
AUGACGAUAUCAUACGACGAGGAAUUCUCGUCGUUGAUGUUACGAUGGCGUGGAUCGCUGUGGAAGGCCGUUCUUAAGGAUCUAAUAGCGUUCUACAUUGGUUAUUAUAUUAUUCUUGCUAUUCAGUGGUAUGUGUUGGAUGAGAAACAGAAGGAGUAUUUUACUGGAUGGAUACAUUGGUGCGAGAUUGGUUCUCAGUACAUCCCACUAUCAUUUCUUCUCGGUUUCUUCGUUUCAGUGAUUGUAGCGAGAUGGUGGGAGCAGUUCAACUGGAUUUCAUGGCCUGAUAAAAUGAUGAUGAUGGUGUCAGCAUGUUUGCCCGGCAAGGAAAAUCUUGCAAUUCGUCAAGCAAUUGCAAGAUGGUCAUCUUUGCAAGCAGCUGUUGCAUGGUCAGGAAUUUCAGUUAGGACCCUGAAAAGAUUCCCGACAGAGCGGCACAUGGUUGAAGCAAAAUUGAUGACAGAGGAAGAGUACGAUAUGUACAUGAAUCUUGAUGCACCACAUGGAAAAUGGUUUCUUCCUAUAAUGUGGAUAGUGAAUCUCAUCAAAAAGCAGUAUCAUCUCAAAAAAAUUGAUUCAAUUCAAAUGGAUAUGCUACUAAAACAGGUGUACAGCUAUCGAGACGGUUUUGCUAUGCUUUUUGUGUAUGACUGGGUGAAAAUCCCGCUUGUAUAUACGCAGGUGGUUGCCAUAGCAACGUAUGGAUAUUUCUUUAUAUGUUUGAUUGGUCGUCAACCGAAAUUAGAUCAGAAGUCUAUGGAAAAGGAAAUUACCAUUCUCUUUCCUAUUUUUACAACAUUCCAAAUGCUUUUCUACCUAGGAUGGUUGAAAGUAGGACAAUUCUUGAUGAAUCCAUUUGGAGAAGAUGAUGAUGAUUUCGAACUGAACUACGUGUUGGAUCGUAACACAUGCAUUGCUCAUAUGAUGGCAACAGAAUUGGCCGAUCAAUGCCCAGAUGUCGGUCCACCAAUGCAGAAAAUAAUCCCACAUACGAGAGCUUCAUUCAAAAUUCAGGACGUUAUUCCAAAAUCACAUCUAGCCUCUUUCAAACUGACAGAAAGAGAAAUGAAGCUUGUCAAGCCGGAAGACAUAGAGGAGAGUGAGAGACUUCUCGAAGAGAAAAAAGGCCAACGACAGCGACUUGGGGUCCUUGUGAGAGCUAUGGACGAAGCGAAAAAGGGUGUGAAGAAAAAUGGAGAUAUUGAGGAAGAACGAGAAGACUGA